Acanthocheilonema viteae is the source of this 819-nucleotide messenger RNA. Lineage: Eukaryota; Metazoa; Nematoda; Chromadorea; Rhabditida; Onchocercidae. The record is from the annotation of a GenBank genome assembly.
AUGCAUCCUAAUGCAAAACGAAUACAUAUAGGCGCCGAUGAAGCAUAUACUAUCGGUAAAGAUACUCGAUGUGUGAAUAGACUUAUAGCAAAAUAUGCUCGAAAUGAAUUGGGAUUUGUGGAAGUGCUGGUAUGGAAUGAUAUGUUCGGUGAUAUUGAUGCUGCUUUGUUGAAGGAAUAUCAAAUGGGUGAACUGUUUGUUCCCGUUGUUUGGGGUUAUGCUGUUGAUGUUAAUAAAUUGAAUUACUUCCCAGCGAAUAUGUUUAAAAGAUAUUCUCAGGUUUUUUCAAAGAUGAUGUUUGCAAGUGCAUUCAAAGGUGCAAAUGGACAAAAUGAAUUAUUUUGUUACAUUAGACGAUAUCUUGCCACUCAACAAUCAUAUGUGAGGUUGUAUGAGAAAGAAAAAAAGGAUUUGCAUGGCAAAAUUUCGGGUAUCAUUUUAACCGGUUGGCAACGAUACAGUCAUUACAGUCCAUUAUGUGAAAUUUUACCGGUUUCAAUCCCAUCAUUGAUUGUUGAUCUCAUUUAUUUAAAUAAUAUCGAAUUGAGCGAAGAUGAAAUAGAUAUACUUAAUUGUCGAAAUACUAUUGCGAAGAGGUCUGAGAAAAAUGCUGUAACCAUCGCGGGCUCAAAGAAUAGAAGUGAUGCGAUUUCAUUGGAGAUGAUGUUUACAAAUUGCUCAUUUCCAGGAAGUAAAAUUUAUGAUGAGGUGGCGAAUCUUCUCCGGUAUGUAACAGGAGAGAAACAGCCAAUCACAAUUCUUCAAAAGACACGUGAAAAUGUACGUUUACGUUUAGGAGAAUUAAAUGAAACAAUAUAA